Messenger RNA from Centruroides sculpturatus (bark scorpion), 2155 nucleotides. RefSeq lists its product as uncharacterized. The record is from RefSeq and is a predicted model, not a curated record. The transcript is spliced from 7 exons. Bases 907 to 1821 code for a protein of 304 amino acids. Lineage: Eukaryota; Metazoa; Arthropoda; Arachnida; Scorpiones; Buthidae.
UAGAACAUGGAUUUCAUAUACAACGGAAUAAUCAACAGUGUUAUAGGGGAGUUGACUGUACUGCAAAAUGGAGGAACCCUGCACAUCAAAAACCAGAAAAUAGUGACUUCAGAUCCACAGAAGGAAUCAUAGAAGAUGCAGACAAUCGAAGAGGAUGAGCAAUCUUCAAUUGAAUGUUUUGAAGAAGAACAAGAUUCCGAAUUGAAAGAAGACGAAAGAAGAAAAAAGUAUGAAAUAAUCAGUUUUUUAGGAAUGAUGGAUCUGGAUAAAAGGUUGGAGAGAUUAUAUGAGCUGAGAAAAAGAUACAUUAAAGAUGUACAGUUCUUCAGAUGUCACCUCCGAGAAGAAACCACUUUAAGAACACUUCAACUGAGGAAAUCCAUCAGAAAAGAUAUUUGUAGAAAAGAUGUGUGGAAGAUAGAGAGAUUAAUUUUGAAAUCAGUCAUUAGAAAGAAAGAAGAAAGUGUUGAAUGGCAGAAAAAUUUGGUCCUCAACUUAUCAUCGAAAGAAAUACCAGAAGACUAUAUGCGGUUCUUAUCAUACGGAGCUGAAAAAAAAAGUUGAAAUUAGAAUAAAAAUCUGUGAAGUCUGAAAAAAAAUUAUCAUCAAGAAAGGGUGCAUUCAGGAUCAUAGGGCAAGACAUUAUAUAGAAAAUAAGAUACAAGCAAUUAUAUCUGAAGGAAGCUUUGAAAGAUUGGAGAAAGAUCCGUUUAUUGAAAUACAAUGAACAUUAACAAAGAUAUUGAAGAAACUUGUGAAAGAAGGUUAUAUCCAGGCGAAUCUAAGUAAAGAAAUACUUCCAAAGGAAAAUGUAAGAAUUCCUAAAUGAACUGUCAGAAUUAAAACACAAACAAAAUAAAUGUAGACCAAUCAUAGACUAGAUUCACAUUGUUAUAUAACCUGGAAAUGUUUAUUAAGAAGUUAUUACAGGAUAUACAAAACUCGAAAUAUACAGUUAAAAAUGCUGAUGACUUGAUGAUAAUAUCAAGAUUACAAAAAGGCGUAAUCUUACCUAAUUAUAAACUGAUGAGUUUGGAUAUAACAUCUAUGUACCCUUCCAUUACUAAACAUAUGAUUUUGAGCAGUCUAUUGAAAGAAAAUUUUUAUCGACAAACAGAAGGUAUUUGUAUGGGUUCCGUAAUAGGACCAAAACUAGCCGAAAUUUAUAUGCUGAAUGUGGACAUGAUUUUAUCAACGUUAAAUGGAGUUAAGUUUUUUGCAAGGUACGUCAAUGAUAUUUUGAUAGUGUAUGAUAGUGCAGUCACAACAAAUUUGCAAAUUUUGGAACAAGCUAAUAAAAUUAAUUUGAAUAUUAAGUUUACUCAAGAACAUGAAUUAAAUAGUCAAUUAAGUUACUUAGAUGUAAUAAUUAAAAGAUUUGAAGACCAUUUGGAAUAUUGUACAUUUGAAAAACCGUGUAACACGAGAAUAGUAAGUAAUUAUAAAUCAUACUGUCCUUUAAAUCAAAAAUAUAAUGUAUAUCUGAUGGAAAUAACAAAGAUUUUUUCUAGAACAACAAAUAUAGAUGAAAGAGAAACAGAAAUUGGAGAUACACAUAAGAAAUAUAUUUUAAAUGGAUACCCAAAAAAAUUAUUAAAUGAUUGGUUUCAUAAAUUCUUAAGAAACACAUUUAAAGUUAAACGUCGUCAAGAAAUAACAAAGUUAUCAAAUAUGAUGAUUAUAAGAAGUACUAAAAAACAUUUAUUGGAAGAAGAAGGUGUUGUUUAUUGGAUAGAAUGCACGUGUAGCAACCCUAGUUUUUACGUUGGUGAAACAAAACGAAGAUUAAAGAUUAGACUGUCGGAACAUUUGGUGCCGUAAGGUUAAAAAUUAGUAAUUCUCCUGUCUUCCAACAUUGUAAUAGUAAUAAUUGUCAGAUAAAUAUUAAUAAAUUAAAAAUAAUUUUUAAGGAAAAAAAUAAUGUAAAGCGAAAGGUAAAAGAACACUUCGCUAUAAUUAUGCAGAACAAUAAUGUAAAUUUAAAUACCGGAAUGUUAACAGCAAAAUGCUGGGAAUUUUUUGUUAACCAUAUAAGUGGCUGUUCAAUAAGUUGACUGUUAGAACACACUGUGUACUGUAAACCCCACUGAAGAGACCGUAGGCGAAAUGCAUUUGCGAACCUUGUUAGUAAUAAUGUAAAUAAAAGUUUUUUCUC